Molecule: messenger RNA, 2022 nt
Organism: Bipolaris oryzae ATCC 44560
Lineage: Eukaryota; Fungi; Ascomycota; Dothideomycetes; Pleosporales; Pleosporaceae
Exons: 8
Biological process (GO): DNA-templated transcription; positive regulation of transcription from RNA polymerase II promoter by galactose
Cellular component (GO): nucleus
Molecular function (GO): DNA-binding transcription factor activity, RNA polymerase II-specific; RNA polymerase II cis-regulatory region sequence-specific DNA binding; zinc ion binding
Source: RefSeq, a predicted model, not a curated record
AGUAAUACGAGCACUCUUACUAAGAACUCUGUUUCCAAAGGACUCAUAGAAGCACUCGAAGCUCGGCUCACACGUCUCGAAAAUGGUUUUACUGGAAUGUCUAACAGAGUCAGCACGAUUGAAGAUGUGCAGAACAAGGGAACUACGCAUGCAUCCUCUCUAUCGUAUUCAUCUGGAAUCCCGAGUGAUGUCCCACUUUCACAGGCGGAGGAUAGUGAAAGAAAUUUAGCUGACCUUGAAGAUCCAACUGAUGGAAUGGGCUCAAUGAUCUUUACAGAUGAAGAAGACUUGAGAUUCUUUGGACCAUCCUCUAAUAUAUCGUUCACACGUCGUAUUGUCACAUUAACAACCGCGAUCUUGAAAAAGGCUGCAUCAAUGGGCAGUCCAAUAUCCCCCGAAGAAUACACCAUAACAAGUCACAUCCCGCGUAUAUCUCGGCCCCCAUCUCCGAUACCGAUUCUUACUGGUCAUGUUGAUGCUGCUUCAAUUGGAAAAGAACCGUUCAUACUGCCACCGGAACAAGACACUCUCCACCUUAUAGAGCUUUAUUUUAGUUCAACCGGAACUCUUUUUCCAUAUAUCGACAAAGAAGACUUUCUUCAGACUUAUCGGCAGCUUGUUUCGACAAACAUCGCUUCUGUGCGGAGGUCGUGGCUUGGCUUGCUCAACGUAGUGCUUGCAAUGGCAACGAAUGCUAACACAGGUCAUGAUGUAACGCUAUCUGCGCAGGAGCGUACAUCCAAGUCAAAUAUCUACUUUCGCCGCGCUUCAGCUCUUUGUGAUCGACAGAUACGGCAUGGCACAAGUGUUGAGAUCGUCCAACUCCUGCUCUUGAUGAGCCAAUACCUCCAAGGUUCCGAGCGUUCGGUUGAGACGUGGAAUAUCCACGGCCUUGCUGUGAAGGCAGCUUAUCAAUUAGGUUUGCACUCUUCGAAUGCUCUCCAGCAGUAUCCGCCUCGAGAACGUGAGUUCCGCAAACGAACUUGGUAUGGAACACUAAGUAUGACGAUGGGACGACCAAUUUCUAUCCCGGAGCACUUUGUUAAAAUUGAACUUCCCCAAAUUCUUGCAGAUUCAGAACCAGAAGAUGAAAUGAGCGUACAGUUCUUCACAGCGACUAUAACACUUUACCGGAUCAUGACCGAUGUCCUUGACUUUCUAUACGGAAGCAAUUUAGGAUGUGAAGAUCAUCUUGAUGUUUUCGAGGCUGCCUCUUACCUCCUAAGAUGCGAGCAAAAGUUUUUCUCCUGGCAGCGUGACCUGCCAAAGCGAAUAUCAUUGAUAAGACCAGAAGAUAUAGAGCAAGAACCAAACGAGUUCAAGGUUAUGGGGCUGCGUAUUAUAUUGACACUGAGGUUUCUAAAUUUGCGCAUACUUGCACACCGACCAAUACUCUGUCUAUACUUGGAGAGCCUGGGAGCAUCUCAGGUAGAUCCUUUGCAGUUAGCUACAUUGCGUCAGGUUGGAGCGAACAGUGUCCAGCUUUGUGUUCAGUCGGCGACCACCAUUGUCGAUAUCACCAGCUGGGCGUUGAAACACAAUAGUCCCCGCCGAAAUCUGCUUGGUGCAUGGUGGUUUUCACUCUACUAUACUUUUAACGCAUCACUUGUGUUAUAUUCUGCACUGAUUAUCCAGCACCAAACAAAGCUAUGGGACCAGCCAAUGGCGAUGGAAGAGUUGCAUCUGUCCAUAGAAUCUCUUCAUCGCGCAACGGAAUGCCUAUCCCGGAUUUUCAAAGGAAAUAGAAUGGCAGAAAAGUGUGUUCGGUAUACUUCUGCACUUUCAAACUGGGUGUCAGUGAUGUAUAUUUCAGAAAGCAAUUCUGCCGUCGGAAUCCCUAGCAUGCUCAAUCCUUCAUCCAACAGAUUUGCCACGCAAGGGGUCUCUGAUGAUAUUGCGCAGUCGCACGAACACUUGCAUUUUUAUGAUUCCACCGACUUACACUUAGGGCUUGACUCCGGCGAGCUCCUAAAUCCAUCGGAUUUUAGCUUUUUGUGUAGAUACUCAGAACCGAAUAUAUGA